AACAGAGAGACUUGAGAAGUCUCUCCCCAAUCAGUUUUCUAUCGAUCGAUCGAUCUGCAGAGGAAGAAUCACAGUGGAAAAGAGCAAAUUUCGUUAUUAACCAGGUAUAGAGAGAACAACUAUUAAGAGAGAGAGAGGCAGAGAAGACGCAGAAAUGUCGUCGUUUGAUACAUUCAGCAACGACGGAGAUGAGGUGGCGAGGAACUCGACUCGUCCCUUCGACGAUGAUGGAUACAUUGGUUAUGAUCCUCGGUUGCCGUCCCAGCGUUACGAAUCUUACUCGAAUUUCGCUGCAGAGGAAGAAGGCAAGGUGGAAGAUGUAAUUGAAGAACCUCCACCUUCAUCUGGUUAUCAUGAUGGUUUCCUUGCUGAAGAAGAGGUUUCAGUUCAUCACGUCUCUCAUUCCAUGGAAGCCAUCCCACCUUCUCCUGAAAUCUACGGCUAUGAAGAUCCAAAUCCUGAUUACUCGUCUUCUCCCUUCUCUGGAAUGCCCCAAUCGAACGGGAAUGGGAAGCCUUACGACAUUGGUGCUGACGAUGAUGGUUUAUUCACAUCUGACGGGCCCAUGCUUCCUCCUCCGGAACAAAUGCAAGAAGAAGGCUCUGCUCUUCGCGAAUGGCGCCGCCAAAAUGCCAUUCAUCUCGAGGAGAAGGAGAAGAGGGAGAAGGAAAUGCGGGCCCAGAUUAUUGAGGAAGCUGAAGAAUAUAAGCGGGCUUUCUAUGAAAAAAGGAUACUUAACUGUGAAACCAACAAAGCUAAUAAUAGAGAAAGAGAGAAGCUUUACUUGGCUAAUCAAGAGAAGUUCCACAAAGAAGCAGACAAGCAGUACUGGAAAGCAAUAGCAGAGCUCAUCCCUCACGAGGUCCCCAAUAUUGAGAAAAGGAGAGGAAAGAAAGAUCAAGAAAAGAAACCAUCAAUUGUGGUCAUCCAAGGUCCAAAGCCUGGGAAACCCACUGAUCUUUCAAGGAUGCGGCAGAUACUCCUGAAGCUGAAGCACACACCUCCACCUCACAUGAUACCUCCCCCACCUGCACCUGCGAAGGAUGGUAAGGAAGCCAAGGAUGGUAAGGAUGGUAAGGAAGCCAAGGAUGCCAAGGAUGGUAAGGAAGCCAAUGGUGGAAAAGUUGCUUCACCAACUGCAGCGGAACCAGCAGCAGCAGGAGACACGACUGCUGCUAAAGACAUCACCAUUAAUGGUACCCCAGACUCAUCCGCUCAGGAGGCUCCUGCUGUAACUGAGGACCAGCCUGCCACAGAGCCCGAGUCCGAGCCAGCCAUCCAUGCAUGAUUGUGAUGGCAUAAGAUGGGAUUUUCUGCCUUUUUUCCUUAAAUUUUCUUAUAGUUUUAUUUUUACAUGAAUUAAAUCUUCUAUUGCUUACUAUGUUUGACCACGCCAUUCAUUACUAGAAUAAACAAGCUAGGUAGAUCACUUAAUGAUUUUGCAGUUUGGGCCGUCUGAACUGUAAAGCUAUCUUUUGUUAUCUUCAGGAUUUUUUUUGUGGGAAUAUGAGAUUGAAUUUUACCUCUUUUUUUUUUAAUCUUUGUACUUUUUCUAUUAUGUUUUGGAAUCUGACUAUUGGAACAGGAA
This is a messenger RNA of Telopea speciosissima, 1588 nucleotides long. Its product is annotated as clathrin light chain 2-like. Gene Ontology annotation, cellular component: clathrin coat of coated pit; clathrin coat of trans-Golgi network vesicle; plasma membrane. The record is from RefSeq and is a predicted model, not a curated record. The transcript is spliced from 4 exons. The coding region runs from base 155 to 1288 and encodes 377 amino acids. Gene Ontology annotation, molecular function: structural molecule activity; clathrin heavy chain binding. Lineage: Eukaryota; Viridiplantae; Streptophyta; Magnoliopsida; Proteales; Proteaceae. Gene Ontology annotation, biological process: clathrin-dependent endocytosis; clathrin coat assembly; intracellular protein transport.